This is a messenger RNA of Rotaria sordida, 1251 nucleotides long. NCBI's taxonomy places the organism in Eukaryota, Metazoa, Rotifera, Eurotatoria, Philodinida, Philodinidae. The record is from the annotation of a GenBank genome assembly.
AUGGGUAAGGCAUUGGUCGAUGAAUCGCAUAUUUCUCUUGAUUGUUUGUCAAAUGCUCUUAAUGAUUAUAUCAAACAAGGUCAAGCUCUAAUCAUACUUGAUGGUCUUGACGAGAUUCCAGUAUCAGAGCAACGUUCAAAAAUAAUUAAUCUUGUUGAGAAUUUUGUCGAAAAUUAUGUUCAAACAUCAACAGGUAUAUCCGUCUUCGAUAAUCCACAUAUGAACAGAGUUUUCGAUGAUCCAUUUCGAUUGGGUGGCAAUCAAUUAAUUGUAACCAGUCGAAUAGUAGGUUAUCAUGCUGCUCCAUUAGACGGUCAAUUUGCUCACUAUACGAUUCGACCUAUGGAUGAAGAACACAUGAAAGAUUUCGUAGAUUAUUGGUUUUUCAAUGUUCACAAACAAAUACUUGAGACUCUAGAAUUAUCGAUGGACAAUCAAGGAGAGAGACACGGUGAAGCAUUGAAGGAAGAAUUGGAAAAACUAGAAAACAUUGGUCUUCGUGACGUGGCUUCAAAUUCAUGUUUGAUGUCAUUCAUAUGCACCGUAUCUUUUCAACAAGCAGAAGAUUCUUCAUUACCUACGCAACGUAUUCUUCUAUACGAACAAAUCGUUAGAUCAAUGUUGAGCUUGUGGAGUACUAAAGGAACCACGAUUCACAUUCCGAAAUUGACACGCAUUCUCAGUGAUAUUGCUACACACAUCCAUCAAAAUUCUGCAUCAGGCCUCAUUCAUGAAGAGAAAAUGAAAGAAGUAUGCGUUGAAUCUCUAAAAGUGUUUCUAAAUAAAAAAGUGUACACGGAAGAAGACAUUCGAGCUAUCGAAAAACAAGCAUCGGAAUUCGUACGAAUUUUUCGUGAAGAUGUUGGUAUUUUAGCUGCACGAGGUGAAUCCCUUUAUGGUUUUCUUCAUUUGACAUUUCAAGAAUAUUUCACAUGCUUGAAACUAAUCGAUGUUGAUAAAUUAAAACAAGAAAAAAUGGCAACCCACAGUUUAUGUUCAGAAGGAAAAGUUCAAUUGAUCGUUCAAUCGUUGCGUCGUCAUAUGAAUAAUCCACGUUUUCGUGUACCGAUUGCGCUUGCUUUAGAACAAGAUUUAUCCAAUUCUCUUUUACCACUCGGUGCUUACAUUUUCAUUAUUUCUGCGAAUGAUCUUGUUAAUUAUCCUUCAGACAAUGUUCUGUGUGAUGCUUUAGAUCAGUUGAUGAUUGCAGCUGGUCAAUAUCAAUGGAUUUUUGCUUGGAAAAGAAAUUGA